AUGGCCUCCAAUCCUUCUCCAGACAUUGCUACUCCAGAAAAUGGAAUCACUCCACAUAACGUCACCCUGCAUGUCUUGUGCCCAUCUCUCGAAAGCACCAAUCGCUUUACCUACAAUGAUCUUCCCCUCUCCACUACUGUUGGUGCUCUCAAGGCGCGCUUGACAGAUUCUAUUCCAGGACGGCCUCCUCCACAUACCCAGAGACUCAUUUUUCGUGGACGCGCCCUCCUUGAUGAUGCUGUGACACUACAAACUUCAGUCUCCCAGAACGCCGAAUACUCUCUGCAUCUUGCCCUUCCACCGCCCUCGUCUACUACAUCAGUUAGAUCCGCCAUCCCAUCUGGUUACAACUCUCCGGCGACCCGAAGCCAACAGGACGCCUUUGCCAGCAGUGGGUGGGCACCUCCGGCACAGAACUAUGGGCAAACUCUAAGGCAUAGAGGUGGAAUGCCUCCUGUUGUGCCACAUGAGGCAGAGCUCUCACUUGCUUUGCAGCGCAACAUCGAGAUUGUUCGUCGGAAUGUCGAAACCCUGGAAGCGAUACAGCAGAACAGGUUCGCAUCGCAGGGAACUCCCAACCAAGCGACCUCUACUACUGGCUCUGCCUCGCGGCCAAAUCCAUCUAAUAUUGCUCAGUCCUCACAACUGCGAACCGGACUGUACCAAUCGGGACCUUUUCCCCCAACAGGACAACCUUCAUCGUUGAAUCCUGCGCCACAUGUGUCUACUGAUUUCCGAACUCUCCGUUCUUGGCCCGUUAGAUCUUGGCCUGCUAUAAGAAGUCAGACCACAGAUUCUCGAGUUCGUCUAGAGCUCCUACAGCUUCAGGUAGCCCAGGCUGAGGAUGAGCUUCGCCUGGGAAUAGCGCCACCGGCAGAUCGGAUCAUUCGAAUCCGCAACCAACUAUGCGAGCUGUUGGACGAUCAGUAUAGUGAUCUCAAUGGCGAACGCAAUGGAGCCAUUGAAUCACUGCUCACACGCAUUUUUAACGUCUAUAGUCGCGCGGACCAACUCCGGAUCACUCAUUCUAGACUCCGAACUCAAACCCCGAUCAGCACCACCCCUGCAAAUUCCGAGCAAGUACGUUCGCCUAUAUACCUUGUUCAAUCACGAGACGGAUACCAGGGCGUGCUUGCAUCCCCUGGCGCAUCGAACUCUAUCCAGGCCACGCUUGAUUCAUUGCGUACAGCGCAAACUCCUGAGACUGCAACUAUUCCCGUGCCAGGUCAACCAGCAGGUCUACGCGCGAAUCCUGAAGCUGUGGUAAUGGAAAAUGCUGUCCGUCAGGCCGUGCUGAACCAGCGAGCAGGGAACGAUGGACCAGCAGGCUUAUCUAGACACAUCAGACGCAUCUGGCUGUUUGUCCGGCUCUAUUUCUUCUGCUACAUGUUUAGUGACUCGGGUACUUGGUUGCGAGUUGUCUAUGUGACUCUCGCCGUGGUCAUUUCUCUUCUUUCGGAAACUAGUUAUCCUCGACACCUGUACAAUUGGACGAUUGCUCCAGUGCAGCGUCACCUCGAGGGACUGGUGCAUUGGGCUCCUGAUACUACCGCCGAUACCACCAACCGGGCGGCUGCUGGUACCCACGGCCCAGGAGCUGACCGUGCCACUCUGCCAGGCCAACUACGCCAGAACCUCCGACAAGUGGAGCGAUCCCUUGCACUCUUUCUUGCCAGCCUGGUUCCAGGAGUGGGUGAAAGACAUAUUGAGGUGCGCAACGCAGCCGAGGCCGCUCGUAAUGCGCAGCUUGCACGAGAGGAAGAAGAGCGCCAUAGACAGCAGGAGACGGAAGACAAUACCGAGCAGCAGCCGACCCGUGGGGGUGAAGCUGCCCAAAACGAGCAAACUGCGCCAGCUGAAGAGAACGCGCUGGCCGCAAACGAACUUGACCCUUUGAUACCCCCUGAAGAUAACUAG
Molecule: messenger RNA, 1917 nt
Organism: Aspergillus clavatus NRRL 1
Lineage: Eukaryota; Fungi; Ascomycota; Eurotiomycetes; Eurotiales; Aspergillaceae
Exons: 2
Coding region: 1-1917 (638 amino acids)
Biological process (GO): endoplasmic reticulum unfolded protein response
Molecular function (GO): protein binding
Source: RefSeq, a predicted model, not a curated record